AUGAUACAAAGAACUGUUGGUCGUUUCCAAAGAACCGGUUUAAUUAAAGAUGCGCCUACAUCUGGAAGACCCAAAAAUGCUAGUAAUGACGAAAAAGCUUUAGAUGUUCUUCUAACAGUAAACGAUAAUCCCCAUACAUCGGUCUCGAAAGCAGUUCAAGAAAAUGAUAUUAGCGCAACAUCAGUCCGUCGAAUUUUGAAAAAGCAUCACUAUCAUCCUUACAAAAUACAUCUAGUCCAGGAGCUAUCCGAAGACGAUUAUGACAGAAGAAUUGAAUUUUGCGACACAAUGAUGACACGACUUGCUGAUAAUCAUCAGUUUUUCAACUGGAUCUGUUUUUCUGACGAAGCAACAUUUGAGUUAAACGGUUCUGUAAAUCGACAGAAUAUGAGAUAUUGGGCAAAUGAAAAUCCGCAUUGGAUGAGAGACAGUCACACGCAGUAUCCUCAGAAGGUUAACGUUUGGGCCGGAAUAAUCUUAAUCGUAUUAUAG
Camponotus floridanus (Florida carpenter ant) is the source of this 492-nucleotide messenger RNA. RefSeq lists its product as uncharacterized. Bases 1 to 492 code for a protein of 163 amino acids. Gene Ontology annotation, molecular function: nucleic acid binding. The transcript has a single exon. NCBI's taxonomy places the organism in Eukaryota, Metazoa, Arthropoda, Insecta, Hymenoptera, Formicidae. The record is from RefSeq and is a predicted model, not a curated record.